Molecule: messenger RNA, 1262 nt
Organism: Oxyura jamaicensis (ruddy duck)
Lineage: Eukaryota; Metazoa; Chordata; Aves; Anseriformes; Anatidae
Product: mesoderm posterior protein 1-like
Biological process (GO): mesoderm formation; heart morphogenesis; regulation of transcription by RNA polymerase II
Cellular component (GO): nucleus
Molecular function (GO): DNA-binding transcription factor activity, RNA polymerase II-specific; protein dimerization activity; RNA polymerase II cis-regulatory region sequence-specific DNA binding
Source: RefSeq, a predicted model, not a curated record
AUGGCCAGGUCCCCGGCCCCACUCCUGCCCCAGGGCCUGCAGCCCCCGGCGGGACGUGCCCUUCUCCGGCACCGCCUCGGCGGCCUCGCCACCGCCACCUCCCCAGCCCUGUCUGCGGAGCCCCCCAGCCCAUCCCCGUGCCACCUGCGGGGCCAGAGGCCGUGCAACGGGGCUGAGCUGGGGCGGUGGGGGGGACCCGUGGGCAGGAAGGGUGCCGGGGGUCCCGGGGGCCCACGGCAGAGCGCCAGCGAGCGGGAGAAGCUGCGGAUGAGGCGGCUGGCGCAGGCGCUGCACCGGCUGCGGCACUACCUGCCGCCCGCGCUGGCACCCGCCGGGCAGAGCCUCACCAAGAUCGAGACCCUGCGCCUCGCCAUCCGCUACAUCGCCCACCUCUCGGCCCUGCUGGGGCUCAGCGAGGAGGCGCUGGCCCAGCGGCGGGGGGCGGCCCCCCGGCACUGCCCCCUCUGCCCCCAGGGCCUGGGCUGCUGCCAGCCCCCACGCCCUCGGCCGCCCCCCCCCGGCCCGGCCCCGUGGGACGCUUCGCCCCCCGGCACGGGGGUGUGGGGGUCACCCCCCGCGACGGAGACCCCCCUGGCGCUGCAGGAGGCUCCCGACAUGGGGACGGGGCCGUGGAGGUCACCCUCCUAUGGCCCAGCCUUGGAGACCCCCCUUCAGCUGCAUGGGACCCCUGGCUCAGUCUCAGGGUCCUGGUCAUCACCGCCGUGCAGCCUCGGAGCAGUGACCGCGCUGGAGCCACCCUGGAGCUGUGCAGCAGCCACAGGCACCGGGACAGUUCCCUCCUGCUGCUUGGAACCCUCAGCCCCUGCCCAGCCUCCCGGGGCAGGAUCGACGGCCACGGGGGUCCCUGCCCCCCCCACACUUGGCUCCCAGCUCAGCAGCCCAACUCCAGACUUGUUUCUCUCCUCCGACACUCCUGGAGCCCCCAUCCUGACCGGCUGCACCCCAGCACGGUGCUGGGGGUGGUGGAGCUGAUCCGGUGCCCACGACUGGCAAGGAAGCGCAGGGGGGGAAUGGCGCAGCGGUGCCACGGAGCGCCGUGGGGUGCUCGGGAAGGGCUGCUCAUUAAAGCUGCUGUGCACCACGGUGCCCUGCCUCGUUACUGUGGGGAUCCCACAUGCUGCGCCCCAGCAUGGGAAGGAGCUUGGGGCACCCCAGGGUGGGCUGCGGAGGGGCAAAGCUCAGCCAUCCCCCUCCCCACGCACACUCAUGCCCAGUCCCAGCCCACCCCAGAGACGCCUCCC